Zea mays is the source of this 6111-nucleotide messenger RNA. RefSeq lists its product as uncharacterized. The transcript is spliced from 2 exons. NCBI's taxonomy places the organism in Eukaryota, Viridiplantae, Streptophyta, Magnoliopsida, Poales, Poaceae. The record is from RefSeq and is a predicted model, not a curated record. The coding region runs from base 3014 to 5041 and encodes 675 amino acids.
CAAACCAAAAGUUAGAAAUGCUAAAACGUGGGCAAUGCCAAAACUAGGCCAAAUCUACGAUGAGGGUUUGAGGCCAUGCCAAUUGUGUGCAAGGUAAAUGUAUGUAUGAAGAAGAAUGAGUCUUUGGACUAAGGCCAUUAUUAAAUUAUUUGAAACUUAUGUGAAUUUCGAGGUCCACAUGUCAUAAACAUUCUUUUCAAUCAAAAUGUAGGCAAGUGGGAUCUUGUUUUGUAAAUUUAAUUGCAAUGACCACCUCAACGGGGAGUAGGUUUGCGAGAACCGAACCUCGGUAAAACAAAUCCGCGUGUCACAUUCUUCAUUCGCUUGCGAUUUGUUUUGCACCCUCUCUCUCGGACUCUUUAUUAUUUCUAACGCUAACCCGGCUUGUAGUUGUGUUUAUAUUUGUAAAUUUCAGUUUCGCCCUAUUCACCCCCCCCCCUCUAGGCAACUUUAAGGGUGUCGAGGAUCCAGGAGAAGACAACGUAAUUUAAUCGGCACUAGGCCUGUGUCGGCACAGCCACGUCGAUGAGGAUGUGGGCGUCAAGGACGUAGCGGUGGAGGGUCGGCAGGACCUGAUCACGCCAGCGAGUGUACUGGGCCGAGUCCGAGGCAAGGACAACGGAGACGAGGGCCUAGAUGUUGUGGAGCCCCACCGCCUGAGCGUGGAGGCUGGCGAUGAUUGACGCGUCGGGUGCGAGGAGGGUGUCGUCGUCGCCGAUGUCAUGCACGGAGUGAGAGGCAUCGCCCGGGACUCCUCCAAACUGAUGGAGCCCAACAAACUAGCACUCGACGGUCGCACGCUCCUGUUGCCAGGCACAGGCGGCAGCCUGCGCGCGUUGAUGGGCGGUUGCAAGGUUGACGGGAGCGCAACGCUAAGAGGUGGUGAAGGCCAACGGGUGGUUGUAAACCGGUGGCGAGAGCGUGUCGACCCCCCCCCCCCCCCCCCCAGUGAGGCCGAGAUUGGCACUCACCAUCAGUGUUAUUAAAACUACGUUUAAACGUCGAAACUCUAAUUAGAGGUUGAAACCACGUUUUAGCGUUCUAAUUUCUAAACUAUAAAACACGAUGUUUCAUGCGUUUUAGACCAUUAGCUACUUUUGGGCCCAGUUUGUUAGUUACUUUUGGGGUCCAAUCCGGCUCAUGGGUGAUGUUUUGGUAAGCCACUAACCUCUUUUUUUUGGUACUUAACUUCAUGUUAUUGUCUAAAAUUAUGAUAUAUUGGUAUUUUUCCUAUGUUGUUUAAAACUACGCUUAAACUUUGUUUAAACAUUUAAAAGUCAAAACUUCACCCAUGAGCAUUUCAACGUUUUAUCGUUUUAAUAACCUUGCUCACCAUACCCAUGUACAGAAAGUGCGGAGCCAAAAGCUCGAUACAAAGAGUAGCGGCGUCGGGCAGAGAAACGUGUGGCGUGGGCGCGGCUUCCCACAGCACGGUCGUGUAGAGGGCGUCGAGGGAGGCAGGGGAUCCGAUAUCAUGUUAGUGGGACUGAAACCCUAACCCUAACCAGAGUUAGAAGAUGUAUUUAUAAUAGGUGUAGUUAGGGCCUAAGCCCAUUACACAAAUACAACACAUUACAAUAGACAUUACACAGUAGCUCUAACAAUUAACAUUGUUUAUUGGUGCAAGGGUCCCGAACUUUAUAAUAGUAAUGAUACCUCAGAACACAUACUAGAACAAUUGUAUAUUAAGUAGCAUAUGGUUCAGAGCUAUCUUCCAGAGCUAUCUUCCAGAAAACAACCUACCUAGUGACCAUGCAUAUUGUACAAAAGAUAGCAUGCAUGGUGCUCAGUAAACUCACCAAAAACAUAUAAAAAUAACUAUUGUGAGUACAAAUUUGACACCGCAUCUAUGCUAUUAACAAGUUAACAUGUGUUGUUCCAUUCAUCAACAGAACGGGUAGACCUAGUUUCGGAGGCUCCUGCAUAAGUGUGGUCUGUGAUGGAACAAGUCUUGAGCAUCUAGAGGACAGCAGUCGCUUUUUGACUGUCCUCUUUUGUCUCUUUAGCAUCUAGAGGACAGCAGUCGCUUUUUGACUGUCCUCUGUAGUCUCUUUAGCAUCUAGAGGACAGCAGUCGCUUUUUGACUAUCCUCUGUAGUCUCUUUUAGCAUCUAGAGGACAAUCCUGUUGUGUAGUGUGUGUGAGAAGGUGUGGUAGUGCAGCCUCUAGGGCUAUAAAUAUGUGUCUUCAACCCUUAGAUGGGUAUGGCAUUUUUGAGUAGUGUGUGAGAAAUAAACGAAAAUUGCCCCAACUCGUAGUGUCAUCCUCUCGAUGAGAGUUAGAGUCCCGCUGCUUACAAUUGGUAUCAGAACCAAACUAUCCUGCAGCCUAAACAUCUCGUGCUCAUCUCCUUCCCGCGCCUCACCCCACACUCAGUCGGCAGCAAGAGCUCCAAUUGUUCCUUCCUCUCCUGGUCAGACGAGCAACCUUUCGUCUGAGAUCACUGAUUACAUAUCGUCCGACUAAUCGCGAUUAGUCGCGAUUAGUCGGUCUGAUCGGUUGUUAGAACUCGAUAAGGUGUAACGAUUCGAUCAGGGUAGCUGAUCGUCCUUAUCGUCCGCCUAAUCGCGAUUUAUAGCGAUUAAUCGCCGUGUUGGGCGAUCAGCCGAUAGGCCUGGUAGUCCAAAAGCCAUUUUAGACUUAACUGCUGUCUGGGGGAGGCCAAAGGACGCCCAAUCCCUUCAGAUGCAUCCUGGGUAGACGUGAGCAGUCAGCAGUGCUUUAAAUGCUGUCUGGGAGGUGACCAGCCUUCUCCCCCAUUUUAGACGUGAGCAGUGCUUUAAAUCCUGGGUAGACGUGACCAGCCUUCUCCCCCAUUUUAGACGUGAGCAGUCAAGCAGCAGCAGCCUUCUCCACCAUUUUAGUCGCGAAAAACAGCAGCUGAGAAGUCCAACCGAAGAUGAGCUGCUUUUGCCUGUUCUUCACUCUUUGUUCUCUGCUCUCUCCCCCCCCUCUGUUCUUCAUUCCUCUUUGUCCAGCAAGGUCUGGACUCUUGAGGCAGAGCUGCUAUUAAGAUGUUUGACGUCGCAGAUAUGCAUGGACAUCAUGGUGAUGGACGUCGUGUUGCUGCUGUUCAAGUCAUCUUCCCACAGUCCCAAAUUGCCCGAGGGAAGGCGUCCUCUGCGGCUGAAACUGGCAGCACAGAUCAUGUUCCAUCGGCGUCGUCAACUGCUGCAGACUCAAGCACGCUUGCUGACAAGGCAAUAGCAGGUCUGCCUCCAGACCUUGCUGAACAAGCUAACGAUUCGAAGCGGAAGGCUAAGUCACAGGACCCUGGCUGGAAGUUCGGUUGGUGGCCUGAUCCGUCUAAGAAGGAGUUCGUGCAAUGUAUCUUUUGCAUGAAAGUGGUGCCCUCUGGAAUAAAGAGGUUCAAACAGCACCUCGCCGGCAGAUUCGGCGACACGAUGAAGUGUGCAAGGGUCCCAGAGGUUGUUUCAAAGGACAUGCAAGCUUAUCUUAAGAAGAACACAAGGUCUGCACUUGUUUUGGUUGACGAUGAAAGUAUAGAAGGAGAAGACGAUGCUGCUGCUGCCCCCGUUUCAAAGGACAUGCAAGCUUAUCUUAAGAAGAACACAAGGUCUGCACUUGUUUCUCAAGCUGCAAUGUCCUCCUUUGUUGUUUCUGCUCCUCCGAAGCCAGUUACUCAAAAAGGUAGUAAAUCAGUAGCUGCCAUGCUUUGCAAGAGCCCAGAAGAAGUGAUUGCUGAACGGCACAGCAACAAAGCUUCCCAGUCCACUCUAGAGCACUGCACGAAGAAAGGCAAGGAGGUCCAGCAAAUUGUUGAUGACCACGUUGCUGAUUUCUUGUACGAGAACAAUAUUCCGCUGAACGUGGUCAACUCAAGAAGCUGGGAGAUCAUGUUGGAGUCGAUAGGGCAGUAUGGUCCUGGCUACCGUGGCCCAUCGUACCACGACAUUAGGGUUCCGUGGCUUGAAAGGGCUGUCGAGAGGACAUCAUUAAUGACGGCGAAGCAUGAAGAAUCGUGGAAGGAGUAUGGCUGCUCAUUGAUGUCAGAUUCAUGGACAGAUGUUAGAGGACGUCAUCUAAUCAACUUUUUGGCAAACAGUCCAGCAGGGACACACUUUUUGUGCUCUAUUGAUGCAUCAAGUGAGAUAGCUAAUGCCAACAUGUUGGCAGAUUUGCUAGAAAAUCAGAUUGACAAAAUUGGCAGAGAAAAUGUAGUGCAAUUAGUAACUGACAAUGGAGCAAACUUCAAAGCUGCUGGCAGGCUUCUUAUGGAGAGGAUUCCACAUUUGUUUUGGACACCGUGUGCUGCCCAUUGUUUGGAUUUGCUGCUGGAGGACAUUGGGAAGAUUAAGUACUUCAACACUUGCAUCAACCAAGCAAAGAGGGUGUGUCGGUUCCUAUACAAACAUGGGAGGCUGCACAACCUUAUGAGGCAAAUGAUUGGAGGUGACCUUGUUAGGCCCGGUAUUACUAGGUUUGCCACGUCUUUUCUCACCCUGGCUAGCAUGCUCAAGCAUAAGAAUGGUUUGAAGAGUGUGUUUAUUAGUAACGAAUGGCAGCAAAGCAAGUUCUCCACCAGUCAAGAAGGCAUCCAAGCUGAAAAUAUUAUCCUCUCUACAGAGUUUUGGAAUAGUGUUGAGUUCUGUCUACGAGCUUCUCAACCAAUUCUCAUUGCCCUAAGGAUUGCUGAUGGUGAUGAGACACCUGCUGCUCCAGAGAUUAUGGCAGCUAUGGAUAAAGCAAAAGCCACCAUCAAAGAGGCAUUAAAAAAUAAGGGCAAAUUACUUGCAGAAGUAAUCUCAUGUUUUGACAAAAGGUGGGAAAGUCAGAUGGAGCAGAAGCUGUACGGGGCAGCCCUAUUUUUGAAUCCGGGCAAAUUCUUUGACAUAAGGGAAAAGGACAGGAGGCAGGCUGCAAGGCUAAGAUCCAUGUUUAACGAUGUUAUGUGGAAGAUGAUCAGUAAUGAAGAUGAGCAAACAAAGAUUAGUAAGCAAGCAGAUGACUAUGAAAGGUCCGAAGGGGAAUGCUUCUCGAAGGCUGGAGCAAUAAGAGAUAGGGGGAAAAAAUCCCUGUAAGUUUAUUUCUAAAUUCUCUUUGUAUUAACUGAAAUAUGCAGUUUAUGUGUUUGCGACUAAACUUACAAUGUUUGUCUACUUCAGUGCUAUGGUGGGGUGCAUAUGGAGGGUUUGCUUUCGAACUACAAACCCUUGCAAAAAGAGUUAUAAGCCUCUGUUGCUCGGCCUCUGGUUGUGAGAGAAACUGGAGUGAAUUUUCAGCAAUCCACACCAAGAAGAGGAACCGGCUAGAGCAUCAAAGGUUAUGCAAGUUGGUCUAUGUGAGCUACAACAGGAAGAUGAACAACAGAUUUACAAAGAUAAGAGAGCAAGGUUCAAAGGGAACGAAAAGCAACCCACUAGUGCUUGAAGAGCUUUUGUGGGAAAAUGAGUGGGUUCAGGAGUCUGAAGAAGGUGAGGAGCUUUGGAGUGCAGUAGAUGAAGUUUUAGGUGCAACUCAAGCUACCCAGGGCAGAAACUUGCCUAGGGCAGCAGCUACACGUGGUGGGAGGACCUACUCCGAGACCUAUGUUAGGAGUAGGAAGCGCCAAAAAGUUACAGUGGCUCAGGACUUGCAGCAAGGAGAUGGCAGUGGCAGUGACAGUCACAACGAAAAUGAUCAUCGAGAGCCAACUCAAAAUGACCAAGAUGCUGCAGAAAAAGCGAUUGAUGAUGAAGAAGAAUCUGGAGCUGCUGGUGAUCAAUUCAAGCUGGAUGAUGAUCUCAUAUAGCCAUAUAGGUGUUUCCUUCUUGGACCUUGGUCAUACUCUACUAAUCUACUGGUCUAGUAAGUUGUAGACUUGCAGUUUCAUAGUCUUAUAUAAAUAAUAAACUUGUUGUUGUGCUGUUAUGGACUAUUUAAGUAUUUAUACUGCUGCAAGCCUCUAUACUAUAUAAUUAUAUAUCUAUAUAUAGUGUUAUAUAUGACUAUAUGUCUAUAUAUAUAUAUAUAUAUAUAUAUAUAUAUCAUAUAUGUCCUGGAAUACACAGGACGACCAGGGGGACGAUUAGGGUCGAUCAGGGGCGACUAAUCGCCCUGAUCGACGCCUAAUCGCGACUAAUCGCCUGAUCGCCCAGUGGCUUCGAUCAGG